Messenger RNA from Cercocebus atys (sooty mangabey), 4069 nucleotides. RefSeq names its product zinc finger protein 141 (gene ZNF141). NCBI's taxonomy places the organism in Eukaryota, Metazoa, Chordata, Mammalia, Primates, Cercopithecidae. Gene Ontology annotation, biological process: regulation of DNA-templated transcription. The transcript is spliced from 4 exons. The coding region runs from base 206 to 1636 and encodes 476 amino acids. The record is from RefSeq and is a predicted model, not a curated record.
AGAGACGAGGCGGUGGCUUCCGGGAUGUGGCGCGGUCUUUGCGUCUGGCUCCUGCCAGGCCUUGGGUUGGGGGAUUCAUCUCUCUGCUUAGUCGGUUCUGGGAGUCCUCAGUGAUUUGGCCACAGCCUCAGCCUCCGUUGCUCUGUGACCUGCGGGUAUUGGAUGAUUCCUAGCUAAGACUCCCGGAUACCCCUGAAGUGGGGAAAUGGAACUCUUAACAUUCAGGGAUGUGGCCAUAGAAUUCUCUCCAGAAGAGUGGAAAUGCCUGGACCCUGCCCAGCAGAAUUUGUAUAGAGAUGUGAUGUUGGAGAACUACAGGAACCUGGUCUCCCUGGGUGUUGCUAUCUCUAACCCAGACCUGGUCACCUGCCUGGAACAAAGAAAAGAGCCCUACAAUGUGAAGAUACGUAAGAUCGUAGCCAGACCCCCAGCUGUGUGUUCUCAUUUCACCCAAGACCGUUGGCCAGUGCAGGGCAUAGAAGAUUCAUUCCACAGUCUUAUACUGAGAAGAUAUGAGAAAUGUAGACAUGAGAAUUUACAAUUAAGAAAAGGCUGUAAAAGUUUGAAUGACUGUAAGUUGCAGAAAGGAGGUUACAAUGAAUUUAAUGAAUGCUUGUCAACUACCCAGAACAAAAUAUUUCAGUGUAAAGCAAACAUCAAAGUUGUUAGUAAAUUUUCAAAAUCAAACAAACGUAAGACAAGACAUACUGGAGAGAAACAAUUUAAAUGUAAAGAAUGUGGCAAAUCUUUUCCUAAGUUUUCACACCUAACUCAACAUAAGGUAAUUCAUGCUGGAGAGAAACCCUACACAUGUGAAGAAUGUGGCAAAGCCUUUAAAUGGUCUUUAAUAUUUAAUGAACAUAAGAGAAUUCAUACUGGAGAGAAACCUUUUACUUGUGAAGAAUGUGGCAGCAUCUUUACCACAUCCUCACACUUUGCUAAGCAUAAAAUAAUUCAUACUGGAGAAAAACCCUAUAAAUGUGAAGAAUGUGGCAAAGCCUUUAAUAGGUUCACAACCCUUACUAAACAUAAGAGAGUUCAUGCUGGAGAGAAACCCAUCACGUGUGAAGAAUGCAGGAAAAUCUUUACCUCAUCUUCAAACUUUGCCAAACAUAAGAGAAUUCAUACUGGAGAGAAACCCUACAAAUGUGAAGAAUGUGGCAAAGCCUUUAAUAGGUCCACAACCCUUACUAAACAUAAGAGAAUUCAUACUGGAGAGAAACCCUACACAUGUGAAGAAUGUGGCAAAUCCUUUAGACAGUCCUCAAAACUGAAUGAACAUAAGAAAGUUCAUACUGGAGAGAAGCCCUACAAAUGUGAUGAAUGUGGCAAAGCCUUUGGACGGUCCAGGGUCCUGAAUGAACAUAAAAAAAUUCAUACUGGAGAGAAACCCUACAAAUGUGAAGAAUGUGGCAAAGCCUUUAGACGGUCCACAGAUCGGAGUCAACAUAAGAAAAUUCAUAGCACAGCUAAACCCUACAAAUGCAAGGAAUGUGACAAAGCCUUUAAACAGUUCUCACUCCUGAGUCAACAUAAGAAAAUUCAUACUGUAGAUAAACCCUACAAAUGUAAAGAUUGUGACAAAGCCUUUAAACGGUUCUCACACCUGAAUAAACAUAAGAAAAUUCAUACCUGAGAGAAAUCCUACCCAUGUGACAAACUUUUGGAUGGUCCACAAACCUGAAUGAACAUGAGAAAAUUUAUACUGGAGAGAAACCCUGGAAAUGUGAAGAACAUGGCAAAGUUCUUUACCUCAUUCUCAAAACUUGCUAAACAUAAGAGAAUUCAUACCAGAGAGAAACUGUACAAAUGUGAAGAAUGUGGCAAAGCCUGUGGAUGGUCCACAAACCUGAAUUGAGCAGAAGAAAAUUAUUACUGGAGAUAAACCCUGCAAAUGUAAAGAAUGUGACAAAACCUUUAAACAGUCCUCACUGGUGAAUAAAUAUAAGAAAAAUCAUGCUGGAGGGAAGCUCUACACAUGUGGCAGAAUGUGGCAAAGCAUUUAAUUGGUCCUCAACGCUUAAUAAAUAUAAGAUAAUUCAUACUGGAGAUGAACUUCACAUGUGAACAGUGUGAUAAAGCCUUUAAAUGGUCCUCAAUCCUUAAUGAACAUAAGCAAAUUCAUGCUGGAGCAAAAUGCUUGACAUGUGAAGAAUGUUGCACAGUCUUUACCACAUCCUCAAACUUUGUUAAACAUAAGAGAAUUUAUACCAGAGUGAAAUCCUACACAUGUAAAGAAUGUGGCAAAGCCUUUGAUAGGUUCUCAACCCUUACUGUACACCAGAGAAUUCAUUCUGGGGAAAACAUGCUAUAAAUGUGAAGAAUGUGGCAGAGCCUUCAGACCAUCCACAAACCUUUAUGAAAAUUCACAUUUGAGCAUAGAAGAUUCAUUCCACAAACUUAUCUUGAGAAGAUAUGAAAGAUGAAUAUAAGAAAAUUCAUACUAGAUAUAAAACCAUAGAAAUGUAAAUGAUGUGGCAAAACCUUUAAUCCAUACUCCAGGCUUCUUAAACAUAUGAGAACUCAUACUGGAGGAAAGUCUUACAAAUGUGAAGAAUGUGGCAGUCUUUAAAUCUUCCUCAAGUCUUUUCUAAUCAUAAGAUAAUUCACACUGGAGAGAAAAUGCAAACAUGAAAAGUGUGACAAAGCUUGUAACCACACCUCUAUUCUAAAUAUAAGAGAAAUGAUACUGGUGAGAAGCCAUAAAAGUAUGAAAAAUGUUGCAAAGCCUUCAAAUGCUUGUCAUAUCUUACUGUAUAUAUAUAAUUCCUAUUGAAUAAAUCCCCUGGAAAUACAAAAAAUGUGGCAAAACUUUUACCAAUGCUCAUCUUUUUGCACAUGAUAGCCUUUACACUCAAGAAAAGUUGUAGAAAUAUAAAAUAUAUAGAAAAGUUAUAUCUACUCACAUUUUACUAACUAGCAAAGUUCGUACAUAUUAAAAACAUUAUAAAUGUAAUUUCUGUUGAAAGACCUUUCAGAAAAUUAUAGGCCUUAAAAGUGAAGAAGAGUAUUCUUAAGACAAGCAAUACAAACAUAAAGAGGGUUGUAGUACCUGUACUUCUAUCAUGGAUUUUGUUAUACACAUUUUGUAAUAGGGGAAAACCCUGAAGGAGACUUUCUUCAAUAUCAGAAAAUUUAUAUUUGCGAGAAAUCCUACAAAUGUAGUAAAUGUGGAAAAACAUUUGUUCAAAAACUGCAGCUGAAAAAACACCAGAGAGUUUCUGCUAGAAUAUAAUUUGUAGAUGCAGUAAAUGUGAAGAAAUAUUUAAUCUAAAAUUAAGACUGUAAACAUCAGAGGAUUUACAGUAGAAAGAACUAAGGAACUAACACUUUGGACACUGCAGUAAAUCAGAGUAUUAAAUAUAAAAAAUAAUGCAAAGUUGAACCUGUUAGAGAAUUUCUUUGUAUAUAAGUUGAAAAGAUUUUUGAAGAGAUACUACAUUUAAAGUAUAUUUUUUCACUUGAAAAAAGUAUAGAUUUUUUGAAAAGCAUAUAAUAGUUAAUUCAACUCAAAUUAUUUCAUACUAUUUCAACACAUUCCUGUUUAUAUGAAAGUGUGUGAUGAAUCAUUGCUGCGUCAGAGAUAAGAGAGAUUCUCUUUCAUUCAGUGGGCAUUAUUCAUGAAUUUUUACAAGAAAGGGUAAGAACAUAAAUGAAAGAUCCAUGAUGAAAAUCUAAGCAGAGAGGCUUUUUUGUAGUUGACAAUAUUGAGUGAUGCAUGAGGUAGGUGUUCAGAGUAAUAUUCUUCUGCAUUAUAGUGAGAGAAAAACAAUCUGUAUUUUACUAGUAAAUUGUUUUACCAAUUAUACAUUUAUGUAAUAAAAUACAGUACAUUUUAAAAUUAUUUUAAGAUUAUGUGGGAACAAUUUUUUAACUAAAGAAAAUUGUUAACGUUUUGAAAUGUUGCUUGAAUGAAGUGUCAUUAUGCCACCAACUUAACACCUAUCCCACCUUACUCAAGGGUGUAGGUAAAAGAUGGUAACAAUGGUAACAUAGUUGAAUGACAUUUUUAGUAUUCUCUUUUUCCAGUGGCUUUAAAUAGCAAAUAUAUUGAAGAAUAUCUUUCCCA